Onthophagus taurus is the source of this 1335-nucleotide messenger RNA. Lineage: Eukaryota; Metazoa; Arthropoda; Insecta; Coleoptera; Scarabaeidae. The record is from RefSeq and is a predicted model, not a curated record.
CGGUUGUCAGCUGAAAAUUAAGCAGUUGAACCAAGUUGAACCACAAGCAGUUCGACACCAGGUUCGGCACAAGUUCGAUAACAUUCAAUAACAGUUCGUACCUGAAUAAAGUCAGGUUUUUUACAUCUCUACGUGUUGACUACCUUUUCUAAUCUCCAAUAAUAUUGUUUUUGCUAAAAUAACCGCGAAACGACUUACCUCGUCAAUUAAUGGAGAUUAAACUUUAAAAUUGAAUGCGAUAAACGUGCAAUAAAGAUAAACAUUUAACGAAUAGCUGUAUAGUAGAGACAAAUUUUUAUUAAGUUUUACGAAAAUGAUUUCCGUAAGUGAUACACGUUUUGUAACGUUCCUCUUUAUUUCGGUUGUGAUACCAUUUAGUACCAGUUCUUGGUUGGAUGAAUUGAAAAGAACUGAUGAUAAUAAAUGGCAAGGAAAGUGGUUUCCGAUGCCUCCAAAUCAAAAAAAUGAUACCAAUCCAAUUGUUAGUUUAGAAGAGUUACAUGAUGAUAAACAUGGAAUUAAGAUGGGUGUAUCAUCCGCUAAUUGUGAUAAUGCACAGGUUAAUUUAGAGGUUGAUUGGCUUGAUGAUGCCACAAAUUACACUUGUUAUGAAAACAAGCAGUCCUUUUUACCCAAUGAAAAUGUUCGUGCUUUAUUUUCACAAGAUUACAUUCCAAAGGAAUAUAGUGCUCCACAUAAAUGCAUGACGGAGAGUAUAAAUUACAGCCAUUAUAUUCCAACUUUCGGUGCUCAUAGACCAUUGUGGGCAAAAUACGGCGAAUACGAAUUUGUUCCAAAACAACGUUGGCUUCAUAACCUUGAACAUGGAGCUAUUGUAAUGUUAUAUCAUCCUUGUGCCAAUUAUCAAGAAGUAAAUUAUUUAAAAGAUAUCGUAACGACGUGUUUAUAUCGACAUGUAAUCACACCUUAUAAUUUAUUAACACAAGAAAGACCUUUAGCCUUGGUCUCUUGGGGACGUCGAUUAGAAAUGUCGAUGGUCGAUCCAAAAAUUGUGAUUAACUUCAUAAAAACUUUUGCAAAACAUGGUCCCGAACGCACUCAUAAAGAUGGACAAUACGGAUAUAGAUUGUUAAAAGCUUCUGAGCCACCAUUGGAUGUUUCAGAUUCGAUUGUAUGUGCUCGUUUUCAAGAUGCCGAAAUGUAAAUAAGAACAUUUAUUUUGAAAAUAAUCAACGAAAAGAGGACUUAAAAAGUUUCUUUUUUACACAACGACCAAAAAAAACUAUUUGCAGAAACCUAAUUGUAGUAUUAAAGGCUUAAGUAAACCUGUGAUUGUAAACACUGAAGUUAAUAUAUCUUAUAUGUUGAGCAUUA